AUGGGGGAGCUGGGGUGGUCAGAUCUUGGUGAGAAGCUGGCAUUUGAGAAAAGCCCCAAAGAAAGACAAAGUGAGCACGCAGCACCCAAAGGACCAGCGUUUUAUGUGGAGAGAAUAGGCAACUGUGAGGUCCAGAGGCUAGGCGGGCCUGGGGAUUUGUGGAACAAGAAGGUCAGUGCAGCAGUGGCACGACGCCGGGUGCGGCCCGCAGGCCAGCUGCACGAUGGGGCUGAGUUCAGCCCUCCGACCCUCUCCGCGUCUCCGUCUGGGACCCGCUGCAGCCGCUCCCGAAACACGCGUGAGAAGGGGACCUGCGCGGCAGAGGGGUCGUCAGAGCACGCGCGGUCUCCCCUAAAGGGACUCCCUGAAAAGCGCGCAACUCCUGCCAGCGCCCAGCUCCGCGUCCUCGCACCUCCAGAGGUGCGCUCUGCGGGACCCGCCGCGGUAGGAGCCCGCAGCAGGGCGUCUCUGCCCGGGGGUCUCCUUCCCUGCCGGCUCUUCUUGGGGUCAGUCAGUCCUCUGCCGAGACUUCGACCCUCCUGCCGCACUUGCCACACUUGUGUGAUUUUUCAGAGGCUCCGCAAUGGCCCUGCCGCUUCCUUCACCCAUACCCUUGGGAAGAAUUCUGGCGAAGAAUCCACACGCAGCUGUCUCUUCCGCAGAGUGGCUGAGUGGCCGUCUGCAGGGUCCGAGGCGCGGCCGGGAGCAGACACGCUGCGAUCCGGUGUCAAGGGACCAUUUCCCACGUCAGAGGUUCUCACCAAGUCACUAAGCUGCUUAGGCUGGCCCUGGACCUGUGGACCUCCUACUUCAGUAUCCUGGGGGUGCUGGAAACACAGCCAGGGCCUGGAAACCCCAGGAAACGCUUCCAAGCAGUCACCGCCACGGCACCCCACGUGACAGCCGGAGGUUCCGGGCCUCUUCCCAGGCAGCUCUCACACGGGCCAGGUCUGCAGAGCUCACCACCCGGAGGGCAAAGAGUGAGAGUCAUGUUCUUCUAUGUGAUUAGAGAGGUUGCUGUGUUCCUCGCUGCUACUUACACGCACUGUGUCCCUGUGAUGAAUGUAAUCAGUAUGUGCCACCAACGCAUUAAUAAAAAUAAAAGUUAAAUAUACAGAUGCUUCUAUUACAGCUUUUCUAUAUAGGCAGAGCCUAAAGUAAUUUUAAGAUUUACUUAGACAAAGGAAUAAGUAACCAACCGACAAAGUCAGAGAAACAAGAUGGUACAACUGAAUGCUAGUGACUGCACGAGACUAACAUCUGAAUUGGUAGACAGAAAAACCGAGCGGAUGACCUGCCUUAAUGUGGUGGGCUUAGCUGAAGAGCUAAGGAGAACAAAACUUGUGAAGCACUUUCUAUACCCAAUUGUCUUCCAGAUGGGACAUUGGUCUUUUCCUGCCUUUGAGCUCAGACUCAGAUUAGAACUCACAUCACUAGAUUUCCUGUUUUUCAAGACUUUGGAUUCAGACUACAACUAUGCCAUUGACUUUCUUAGGUCUGAACAUCUGAGCAAUCAAAACUGAAUAAGCAAGUUCCUUUUAAUAAAUCUCUUUCUCCAACUCCACACAUAAUACUGAUAUCCACUUAUACACAUCAUGUUGGUCCUGUUUCUCCUGAGAACUCUAACCAAGGCUGAUCUCUGUGCCAAGAAAUGGGGGCAACUGUGACAAAAAAUGUGGAAAUAGCUUUGCAAUGGGUAGAGGCCAGAAGAGCUUUCAGACAUCUGCAUGUUUUCCCCAGGGCCUGCUUUCAGGUGAAUCCUAGGGAGGUGAUUUGAGGAAGCGAGGGAGAGGAUUUGGAGUCAUCCUAUAGCACACGGCUGAUCUCAGUAGGCUGGGUGGCUAAGGCAGGAAGAUGACAGUUAUGAGCCCAGCCUGGGCAAUUUAGUCA
Fukomys damarensis (Damara mole-rat) is the source of this 1890-nucleotide messenger RNA. RefSeq lists its product as uncharacterized. Lineage: Eukaryota; Metazoa; Chordata; Mammalia; Rodentia; Bathyergidae. Bases 1 to 900 code for a protein of 299 amino acids. The record is from RefSeq and is a predicted model, not a curated record. The transcript is spliced from 4 exons.